GCCUCGUGAGGUUGUGUCAUAAUGUACGAUUUUAAAACCAUUAAGUGUUCCCACAUAAGCGAAAUACCAAUUCAGGUCCGGUGCAAAGGGCCCAAUGGGCUUGGCCCUGAGUGGAUUCCCUUAAAGGAGGAUUGGAGCAAUCGCUGGUGCACUUUACCUUUGAAUUACACGAUGGACUUUGCGAAUCGGAUCGCGAGCUUUAAGAGCAGGGAUACUGAUGUUUUCUUGGUGUCUUCUGCAAAGACAGGUUCAACUUGGAUGUUGGAGUUGUCCUGGCUUCUGUUAAAUAAUCUUGACUACCAGAAAGCUCAGCAAAGCUAUGGUAUGGUGCGCAGCCCCUAUCUUGAGCAUUCAGGAGUGGACUCCAUGUGGAAAGCUGAUUCAAUAGAUGCUUGUGAACAAAUUCAAGACAAUCCCAGGUUGAUCAAGUCCCAUUUACCAGCGCAUAUGCUGCCCCGAGAAAUUUUCACGCAUGGGAGGAAAACUAUUUACGUGGCUCGAAAUCCAAAGGAUGUUGUGGUGUCAACAUAUCACUUCUUUAGUGAUAUAAAGUACUGGAAAUGCUCUAUUGACGAAUUUGUAGAUGACUUUGUUGCUGAUAAGACUCCAUUUAGCUCUUACUGGGGGCACUUAGUCGACUUUUAUAGGCUGCGCAAUGAGAAGAAUAUUUUCUUUGUUACCUACGAGGAAAUGAAGCGAGACCUUAAAGGUGUGGUUAGGAGACUAUCUCGUUUCUUAAAUUUCAAGGAUUUGACCGAUAAUGAAAUGGAAAAACUCUUAAGCCACUUAAGUUUUGAGAACAUGAAAAAAAGUCAAUUUGGAAACCACAAACAUUUUUUGAAAACAUUUCAUGAAACUACCGAUAAUUUUGAGUAA
Molecule: messenger RNA, 876 nt
Organism: Drosophila takahashii
Lineage: Eukaryota; Metazoa; Arthropoda; Insecta; Diptera; Drosophilidae
Product: luciferin sulfotransferase-like
Biological process (GO): sulfation
Cellular component (GO): cytoplasm
Molecular function (GO): sulfotransferase activity
Source: RefSeq, a predicted model, not a curated record